GGGCGCGGCCUCUGGGGACGAGAAUGCCAAGGGACUCUCUUCACCAGCGGUUUACUGUUGAAAGCCAUGUGCAACUAAUAUCCAAUAUGGCGGACAUGGCGGAUGAAUCGGCGAGAAAGUAAAAAUCUAACUUGUUCUUGUAUUUUCACGUAGUUUUUCUUGUUCUUUUCCCGAAUUUGUGUCGCCAAAAUGAAGAAUAGAUUCACGACAGUAGAUCUCUGUGCAGUUAUAACGGAACUAAGAGAAAGUCUUCUAGGUAUGAGAGUGGCUAAUGUUUAUGACAUUGAUAGCAAGACCUACCUGAUUAGACUGGGAAAGACAGAUGUAAAAGUCAUGUUGUUGGUUGAGUCUGGUAACAGAAUAAACACAACAGAAUUUGAGUGGCCCAAAAAUUUGAUGCCAUCUGGAUUUUCAAUGAAGUGCCGUAAGCAUAUCCGAUCUCGCAGGCUUGUGAACAUCAGUCAGUUGGGUAUUGAUCGUAUUGUGGACUUGCAGUUUGGUUCAGAUGAAGCAGCCUAUCACUUGAUUGUCGAGCUUUAUGACAGGGGUAACAUUGUGCUGACUGAUUUUGAAUACACAAUCUUGAGUCUUCUAAGAACAAGAACAGACACUGAAGAUGUCAGAUUUGCUGUACGAGAAAAAUACCCUGUGAAUUCUGCAAGGCAAAGAGAGCCAUUGAUGAGCCUAGAAAGACUACAUGACAUUUUAACAGAAAGCAAGGAGGGAAUGGAGUUAAAGAAGGUGUUAAACCCACAUUUUGUUUAUGGUGCAGCUGUAUUGGAGCAUUGCCUCAUGGAAGAAGGAUUCCCUGAAAAUGUCAAGAUUGGAAAAGGAUUUAAUUUUGAAGAAGACCUUCCGAAGGUUAUGGAGUCACUGAAGAAAGCAGAAAGUUUGCUUGAAUUGACACUAACCGCAAAAUGCAAGGGAGUUAUUGUUCAAAAAAGAGAACAAAAGCCAUCCAGCAAUGGUGAAGUUCAAGAUGAGCUCCUCACGUAUCAAGAAUUCUACCCAUUCUUACUAAAUCAACACAAGAAAGGACCAUAUCUGGAGUUUCCAUCAUUUGACAAGGCAGUGGACGAGUUCUUCUCAAAGAUGGAAAGUCAAAAAAUUGAUAUGAAGGCUCUGUCUCAAGAAAAAACUGCAAUGAAGAAGCUAGAAAAUGUUAGAAAAGAUCAUGAAAGGAGAAUUGAGUUACUGCAAAAGUCUCAGGAUCUGGACAUGCUUAAAGCAGAACUUGUGGAGCUUAAUUUACCACUGGUGGAUAAGGCCAUUCUGAUUGUCAACAGUGCCAUCGCCAAUCAGAUUGACUGGUCUGAAAUUAACAGCAUAGUGAAGGAAGCCCAGUCACAGGGGGACCAAGUAGCAUGUGCUAUUGCUGCACUUAAACUGGAAACUAACCAUAUCACUAUGAACCUCAGAAACCCUUAUGAUUUUUCUGAUUCUGACUCUGAUGAUGAGGAAGAAGAUGAAAAGACUAAAAAGAAGAAGAAGAAGAAAAGGGGACCAAAGUUUACAAAAGUUGAUAUCAACCUGGCCUUAUCUGCAUAUGCAAACGCACGAAGCUUUUAUGAUAAAAAGAAAUUCUCUUCUAAAAAGGAACAGAAAACAAUAGAUGCCUCCGAGAAGGCCCUGAAAUCAGCAGAACGAAAAACAAAGGAAACUCUCAAGGAAGUUGAAACAACAACAAGAAUAAAGAAAGCUCGGAAGACCUACUGGUUUGAGAAGUUUCUUUGGUUUAUUAGUUCUGAGAAUUAUCUGGUCAUCGGCGGACGUGAUCAACAACAAAACGAACUUGUGGUCAAAAGACACUUAGAACCAGGUCAGCGGUCAAGCCGAAGUCUGUUGUUCUCUACUGGUGGUAACGCUUGCAUGUUUUUCCGCCUUUGGAGACGCUGGAAUGUUUUCGUGCCCUCUACGACACUUGCAUACUUGUCCACUCUCGGCGACGCUUUCAUGUUUUCCCGCCCUUGCUUUCGUCCUAUGUGCACAUGCAAUCCUAGAACUAUAGGGAACCACCUUAAACUACAUGACAUUUUAACAGAAAGCAAGGAGGGAAUGGAGUUAAAGAAGGUGUUAAACCCACAUUUUGUUUAUGGUGCAGCUGUAUUGGAGCAUUGCCUCAUGGAAGAAGGAUUCCCUGAAAAUGUCAAGAUUGGAAAAGGAUUUAAUUUUGAAGAAGACCUUCCGAAGGUUAUGGAGUCACUGAAGAAAGCAGAAAGUUUGCUUGAAUUGACACUAACCGCAAAAUGCAAGGGAGUUAUUGUUCAAAAAAGAGAACAAAAGCCAUCCAGCAAUGGUGAAGUUCAAGAUGAGCUCCUCACGUAUCAAGAAUUCUACCCAUUCUUACUAAAUCAACACAAGAAAGGACCAUAUCUGGAGUUUCCAUCAUUUGACAAGGCAGUGGACGAGUUCUUCUCAAAGAUGGAAAGUCAAAAAAUUGAUAUGAAGGCUCUGUCUCAAGAAAAAACUGCAAUGAAGAAGCUAGAAAAUGUUAGAAAAGAUCAUGAAAGGAGAAUUGAGUUACUGCAAAAGUCUCAGGAUCUGGACAUGCUUAAAGCAGAACUUGUGGAGCUUAAUUUACCACUGGUGGAUAAGGCCAUUCUGAUUGUCAACAGUGCCAUCGCCAAUCAGAUUGACUGGUCUGAAAUUAACAGCAUAGUGAAGGAAGCCCAGUCACAGGGGGACCAAGUAGCAUGUGCUAUUGCUGCACUUAAACUGGAAACUAACCAUAUCACUAUGAACCUCAGAAACCCUUAUGAUUUUUCUGAUUCUGACUCUGAUGAUGAGGAAGAAGAUGAAAAGACUAAAAAGAAGAAGAAGAAGAAAAGGGGACCAAAGUUUACAAAAGUUGAUAUCAACCUGGCCUUAUCUGCAUAUGCAAACGCACGAAGCUUUUAUGAUAAAAAGAAAUUCUCUUCUAAAAAGGAACAGAAAACAAUAGAUGCCUCCGAGAAGGCCCUGAAAUCAGCAGAACGAAAAACAAAGGAAACUCUCAAGGAAGUUGAAACAACAACAAGAAUAAAGAAAGCUCGGAAGACCUACUGGUUUGAGAAGUUUCUUUGGUUUAUUAGUUCUGAGAAUUAUCUGGUCAUCGGCGGACGUGAUCAACAACAAAACGAACUUGUGGUCAAAAGACACUUAGAACCAGGCGAUCUGUACGUGCACGCAGAUCUUCACGGUGCCACAAGUGUUAUAAUAAAGAACCCCACGGGCCAGCCAGUCCCGCCAAAGACCCUGAAUGAAGCCGGGUGCAUGGCGGUAUCAUAUAGUGCAGCAUGGGAGGCACGAAUCGUGACCUCAGCGUGGUGGGUGCAUCAUUCACAGGUGUCCAAGACAGCACCUACGGGAGAGUACCUCACCACAGGGAGCUUCAUGAUAAGGGGCAAAAAGAACUUCCUGCCACCUUGUUACCUGAUGAUGGGCUUUGGUUUUAUGUUUAAACUUGAUGAAACGUGCAUCGAGAAUCACUUAAACGAGAGGAGAGUCCGAACUGUAGAGGAUACUGAAACAGUCGAGGGUGUCGAAGGAGAAGAAGAGCUGUCUGUUCCCAGUGAUGAAGGCGACGAUGAAAAUCAACCAAGUUCUGCUGUACAAGACACAAAUGAUCAAGAGGACGAGGAGGAGCAAAACAGUUUGUUCCCUGACACUAGCAUUGACAUACAACUCACCAAGGAGGGAAAAGUACAACUUCAGCGUGGUACAAGUAGAAGUAGCAGCCGUCAAGACAGCGAGGAAGGGGAAAUCAAUUCUUUUGAGCAAACCAAGCAGCCUGCGAACAAACAGUGGCUUACAAAGAAACAGAGAAGGGAAAACCGAAAAAAGAAGGGCAAACAAGCUGAGGACGAUCUUAGUCAGGAGAGAGAAGAAGAUGACGAAAUUGAAGAAGAAAACGAGCAGGCAAAUAAGAAAUCUAGUAAUAGCUGUGACCAACAGCAACAGCAGCAGCAGCAGCAACAACAACAACAACAACAACAACAACAACAACAACAACAACAACAACAACAACAACAACAGCAACCGGCACCCAAGAGAGGAAAGAAGGCAAAACUUAAGAAGAUCAAAGAGAAAUAUGGUGAACAGGACGAAGAGGAACGACAGAUGAAGAUGGAAAUACUGGCGUCUGCUGGACCUGCAAAGGAGAGCAAAGCAGAGAAAAGAAAGAAAGAAAAAAAAGGCGCGAAAGGAUGGGGAGGAGGAGGUGGAGCCAACAGGCCGGUCAGCGGUAAACCCGGAAAGAAGGAUGUGCAGACAAACAAAGACCAAGUCGAGAUGUCAAAACAAAAUAAUUUAUCUCCGGAACAAGGAAGAAUGCAAUUAAAUCAAGAAAAUAACGUCCAAUCUACUGAGGGUAUCGAUAAAAGUGAAGGCAAUGAAGGGAACUUUACUGGCCAAAAUUCAAGCAAUUGUGGAGAAACAGGAGUUGAUGAAAACAAUAAAGAAAACCUGGUUAUUGAUAACGAGACAACGAAUAAAGAAAAAGCGAACUUGUUGGAUAAAUCUACUGAAGAAUUAAGUAUGUCAAGUCAAGUUAAUGUAGAGGAAAACUCAAUGGGAGCUGUUUAUAAUGAAGGUCAGAAGUCGUUGACAGAUGAGAAAGAAAUGGAAAAAGAUACCGUUGCGUCAGAUGAUGAGACAGAAGAUCUUCCACAAAAAGAAGGCAUGUCGUUGCUUGAUUCUCUGACGGGUUGUCCUUUUUCUGAAGAUUUACUUCUGUUUGCAAUUCCUGUUUGCGCUCCAUACACGGCUGUUCAAAAUUACAAGUAUAAAGUGAAACUCACCCCAGGAACUGCCCGCAGAGGGAAAGCGGCUAAGACGGCGUUAAAUGCAUUUCUGUUUUCUAAAGAAGCUUCCCAACGAGAGAAAGACUUAAUUAAAAGUUUAAAGGAUAAUGACCUUUCGCGAUACAUUCCUGGAAAGGUUAAAGUUUCAGCACCGAACCUUCAGAAAAAGAAGCGAAAGUGAUCAGUAUUUAUAAAAUAGCAAGACACCCGGGAAAGUGUUUUUAUCAAAGAAAUAAUAUCAAUAAACUGUUCCGUUCAGUCA
Orbicella faveolata is the source of this 5043-nucleotide messenger RNA. RefSeq names its product ribosome quality control complex subunit NEMF-like. The record is from RefSeq and is a predicted model, not a curated record. Gene Ontology annotation, molecular function: ribosomal large subunit binding; tRNA binding. NCBI's taxonomy places the organism in Eukaryota, Metazoa, Cnidaria, Anthozoa, Scleractinia, Merulinidae. Gene Ontology annotation, cellular component: RQC complex. Gene Ontology annotation, biological process: rescue of stalled cytosolic ribosome; ribosome-associated ubiquitin-dependent protein catabolic process.